UGACACCUUGUGCCGCUUAUUAUAGGAGGUGAUGGUCUGAUGACACCGGGCUCCGCUUAUCAUAGGAGGUGACGGUCUGAUGACACCGGGCUCCGCUUAUCAUAGGAGGUGACGGUCUGAUGACACCGUGCGCCGCUUAUCACAGGAGGUGACGGUCUGAUGACACCUUGUGCCGCUUAUCAUAGGAGGUGACGGUCUGAUGACACCUUGUGCCGCUUAUUAUAGGAGGUGAUGGUCUGAUGACACCGGGCGCCGCUUAUCACAGGAGGUGACGGUCUGAUGAUACCGGGCGCCGCUUAUCAUAGGAUGUGACGGUCUGAUGACACCUUGUGCCGCUUAUUAUAGGAGGUGACGGUCUGAUGACACCGGGCUCCGCUUAUCAUAGGAGGUGACGGUCUGAUGACACCGGGCUCCGCUUAUCAUAGGAGGUGACGGUCUGAUGACACCGGGCGCCGCUUAUCACAGGAGGUGACGGUCUGAUGACACCUUGUGCCGCUUAUUAUAGGAGGUGAUGGUCUGAUGACACCGGGCGCCGCUUAUUACUGGAGGUGACGGUCUGAUGACACCGGGCGACGCUUAUCACAGGUGACGGUCUGAUGACACUGGGCGCCGCUUAUCAUGGGAGGUGACGGUCUGAUGAUACCGGGCGCCGCUUAUCAUAGGAGGUGACGGUCUGAUGACACCGGGCGCCGCUUAUCACAGGAGAUGACGGUCUGAUGACACCGGGCGACGCUUAUCAUAGGAGGUGACGGUCUGAUGACACCGGGCGACGCUUAUCACAGGUGACGGUCUGAUGGCACUGGGCGCCGCUUAUCAUGGGAGGUGACGGUCUGAUGACACCGGGCGCCGCUUAUUAUAGGAGGUGACGGUCUGAUGACACCGGGCACCGCUUAUCACAGACGCCCCAGUGCAGGGAUGGAGAAACGUAAGGAGAAGAUGAAAUGCAGCGCGCUGUCUGCCAUGGUGACGUUUCACGACGUGGCCGCCUGCUUUGCGGAGGAUGACUGGGACGUGAUGGAGGAGUGGCAGCGGGAGCUGUACCGGAGCGCCGUGAAGGAGAUCCACCGCGCCCUGCAGGAUCUGGGUUACAGGAUCCUGAACCCAGAGCUGCUGGUGAAGAUCGAGAAGUCGGGUGAGCAAGGGCGACGCUGCGGCAACCCGUCAACAAGUGGAGGCGUCCUCAUGCCGGACAUCCUGCUAAAAAUACAACGUCGGAAAGUGGACGGAAUCUUACCGGGAAAAGAGGCGACGAGGAGACGCACAGAGUCCAGCCGAGGAAGUCGGGCUCGGAAACCGGAACGUCCGCUGAAAGUCAAGCAGGAGAACAAAGCUUAUUACUCUGACACCGAAUCUGAGGACAAAGCCACGUCGCCGCCUCCACACGAUCUUGUGGUUGUUGUGAAGCAAGAAGAUGCAGAGGACGAGCAGCAAGUAAAAACACCAGCGGCGUCACAGGAAUCGGAGGCUGAGCGGCAGUCCCAAGAGGAAGCAGAACCUCCUGAUCCUGCCAAGAAGUUUGACAAAGCGAAGGGCUCUGAGGAUCUGACCAGUGAAGACCCCACAAAGCCUUUGAGCCCCUCCCCCUUGGUCAGCCCCGAUGGAGAUUCUGCAUUCCUGUUUUCUGAAGCUGGUCUGAAUAGGCCUCUCGCCCCAGAGUACUCCCUGGAGAGCGCCCUCGAGUUUGAGAAGUAUCUGAGCAGCCUGACGCAUCCUGCCCUACGGCGGCCGGCACGCAGCGAGUUUGACCAUGGCUUCUACGAGAAUUACAGCAUCCACAGUAAGCAGCGACUGAUGCUGAUGGGGGAGAAGCGUUACCGCUGCACCGAAUGUGGCAAGGGCUUCACCAGGAACUCCCACCUGAAGGCGCACCGCAGAAUCCACACCGGGGAGCGACCCUACAAGUGCUCAGAGUGCAGCAAGACCUUCAGCGAGAACUCCCACCUGACCGUCCACCUGCGGGUCCACUCUGGAGAGAAGCGCUACAAGUGCAGCAUGUGCGACAAAAGCUUCAGCGAGAACUCCAACCUCAUCGUCCACCAGCGGAUCCACACCGGUGAGAAACCCUACAAGUGCCCCGAGUGCGAGCUCUGCUUCAGCCAACACUCCAGCCUGGUGCGGCACCGGCGCAAGCACUCGGGGGCGCGACCGUACAAAUGCGCGCACUGCGAAAAGACUUUUAGCCAGAAGGGUCACCUCAGCAACCACAUCCGGACACACACGGGCGAGCGGCCGUACAAGUGCCCCGAGUGUGGAAAAUGCUUCAGCGAACAUUCCCACCUGACCGGCCACCAGAAGAUCCACACCGGGGAGAAGCCAUACACCUGUGACGUCUGCCACAAGGGCUUCAGCAAGAUCUCCAACCUGAAGGCCCAUCAGCAGAUCCACACCGGUUACCGGCCCUACAUAUGUGCCCAGUGCGGCAAGAGCUUCACUCAGCACUCCACCCUGGUCCGACACCAGAGGGUCCACACUGGCAAACUGGACUCCUUCUGGAGGAAACUGUAUGAGGUGGAGGAUGCUCAAGAUGUCUCCUGGAAAGACCACCUCAGCCCUGAAAGCCGAGGAACUGAGGAGGAACUGUCCUGUCACCCCGACCAGCAGUGCUGACCACCUGGGACUAAUGUACUAUGAAUGUAAAGGAGCCGUCCACCCCGUGGAGUCCUGCUCUGUCAAACCGAUAUAGGCAAUGUUAAAGGUGACCCAACUUUCCCGAUGUAGUUCUGUAGUGGUAACAGAUCAAGGAUGCUGCAGAGAAGACUUCUGCUUUCCUGGGCGCCUGGUGUGGUGGUGAUCUCCUGGAUUAUGAUGCUAGGAAAGCUCAGUGACAACAAUAUGUCCGCCUUUACUGCACAGGUGUCCCCCAGCUUUCCCAGGUGCCUGAGAGGAUACAUCACCAAGCCUGUCUGUAUCCAGGAAAGCUGGGUGACAACCCAUGCAAUGGAGCUUUCCCCAGAUCUAGAUCUACUGUAGAAGAGGCCGAGCAGUCUUUCCUCUUGUUCUGACGGAGACUCCAGGCUUCGGGAUUUUGGUCAAUGUGAAUUUUCCGCUUUUAUUAUUUAUUUCAGUUUUGCGUCGUUAUAAAUGAUAAUAAUCUCGGACGGUUGUCCACUGCUCAGAAUAUCCGGAACAGUCAGCCACCGGCUGCGCAAGGCAUGGAAGGGUUAAUUGCGGCACGAUGCAUGUAGAGCCGGCACCAUCCAUAAUACACACGAUUGG
Bufo bufo (common toad) is the source of this 3216-nucleotide messenger RNA. Its product is annotated as zinc finger protein interacting with ribonucleoprotein K-like. Lineage: Eukaryota; Metazoa; Chordata; Amphibia; Anura; Bufonidae. Bases 874 to 2607 code for a protein of 577 amino acids. The transcript has 10 exons. The record is from RefSeq and is a predicted model, not a curated record. Gene Ontology annotation, biological process: regulation of cytokine production; negative regulation of transcription by RNA polymerase II; regulation of immune system process.